AUGGAUUGUUUGCGGAAACAAGCCGAAAAGAUUCCCAUUCUGGAUGCCAUUGAGAAGCGCAUGAACAUCAGGAAGGAGUAUGCUCUGCUUGGAAUAAGCUUCUUCUGUUUGGUAAUUAUCAUGGCAACAUCUCUCGGUCCACUAAUAACAUCUACCGUCGGAAUAAUCGUUCCCCUUCAGGAGACCCUUGUUAUAUUGAGGCAGGUCAACCCAAAAAAGGACGAAGCGAAGCAUAUGCUGGUGUUUUGGAUGGUCUUUGGGAUUCUAACGUCUCUUGAUGCCUAUUCUGGCGCCAUCAUUAGCUUUAUUCCGUUAUGGUACACCAUGAAGUUCUUCUUCCUACUGUGGGCAGGUCCCCUGAAAUUUAGAGGCGGGAUAAUCAUCUACGACAACAUACUGGCACGCAUUCCAGAGAAAUGGUACAGGGAAGAGGGUGGGAUUGAGCAUGCUGUGAAGAAGGCAACAGACGCUGUGAAGACCGUGGCCGAAAGCGAAUUCAACAAAAAAGAUGUAAUUGAAAGCAGCAAGAAGACUGAUUAA
Encephalitozoon cuniculi GB-M1 is the source of this 540-nucleotide messenger RNA. Its product is annotated as membrane traffic protein. The transcript has a single exon. The record is from RefSeq and is marked provisional. NCBI's taxonomy places the organism in Eukaryota, Fungi, Microsporidia, Unikaryonidae. Bases 1 to 540 code for a protein of 179 amino acids.